Messenger RNA from Enterobius vermicularis (human pinworm), 2448 nucleotides. The record is from the annotation of a GenBank genome assembly. Lineage: Eukaryota; Metazoa; Nematoda; Chromadorea; Rhabditida; Oxyuridae.
AUGGGUGAUUCGCACAAUCAUCGUCAAAUGGCUACUGACUUUGCUUCAGAUCGACUUCAGUGGGAGACAAUUAAGGAGAGGGUUAUACGUUCUGGAACGGUGGAAAAGCUAGUUGAAUGUCUGAUUGGUCCAGAUAAUAUCAUGGAUUCAAGGCAUUUCAAUGUGUUUUUUGCAACAUAUAGGGCCUUUACUAACACUACAGCUGUACUCGAUCUGUUGUUGCGUCGCUUUGAACAGCUGGAGGCGAGGAGUAGCGGCGCUAGGAGUAGCUCUGGAAAUGCAACUAUGCAACAAAAGUACUUAUUAAAUGUCUUGGUUUUGCAUACAAAGUUCUGUAUUGUCCUUGCACGUUUUGAGUGCUCAAUUCGUUCGAUUUUGUUGUGUUGGUUGGACAUGUAUCCUGAAGAUUUCUAUCAGCCUACAAAUGAUUUUAAUUUACUAUCUCGCCUUCUUGAUUUUUCGCGGCUACACAAGUUGUCCGACAUUAAAGUCAAAGUGCAGAACUUGAGAGAGGUUUACAGGAGAGUUGCCGCUCAAGGCGGUUUGGCAGCUCAGUUACCUUCCAUAAGUCAACAGAUUUUCACGCAUGGUUAUGAUGCGGCAAGUUUUAUGCAUCAACGGACAAUGAUGUUUGAUGUGGGAAAAGAGAACUGUGUUCAAAUAGCAGAGCAGCUGACUUACUGGGAUGCUGAGCUCUUUAAAGAGUUGUUGCCUCAGCAGUGUCAAGGUUGCGUUUGGUCCCGAAGACAUAAAAAAGGUCCUGAAACUGUGUAUAGUGUUCGAGCUACUAUCGAUCAGUUUAACGCUGUUGCUCAGAGAGUAAUGACUAGUAUUGUCCUUCCUGACUGUCGACCCGAGUUCCGUGCAAAAAUAAUUGCAAAGUGGAUUGAUAUUGCAAGAGAGUUACGGGCUUUAAAAAAUUUUUCUUCUUUGAAAGCGGUGCUAUCAAGUUUGCAGUCAGAGCCAGUUCAUAGGUUAAAAGGUGUUUGGAGCCUUGUUUCAAGCCGUUCAGUCUCUCAGUUCCGUGAGCUUACAUCAAUUUUUGAUCCGGAUGAUGACGGUGAGGAAAGUCGAGUUCGACAAAUUUUAGACGAGGAGGGGACCGCAAAGAGUUCACCCUUAAGGCGUCCUCAGCUUAUACAGAACUGCCGAAGAACGAAGAGCGAUGUCAACCUAGCAGAAUCACAAGGGACUGUACCUUACCUUGGCAGUUUUCUAACGGAUUUAUCAAUGAUUGAUCAGGCAAAUCCUGAUCUUACAGAAGAUGGCCUUAUAAAUUUUGAAAAGAGGAGGAAAGAGUUUGAUAUCAUUGCAAAAAUCCGACUUUUCCAAUCGGCUUCUCGUGCGUACAAUAUACCUAUGGACGUUGCUUUUUGUUCCUGGUUCCAUUUUCUUCCAGCGUUGGACGAAAAUCAGUGUUUCCAACGGUCGCUCGUGAUAGAACCUGCUGCUAAUGCAGUUGACCCAGUCAAAUCGAGUAAACCAAUCCCAAAUCCACCGCCAAAAGUAAAUGCGACCCUUUCGCGAAUUUUUCCUGGAGUCAAUUAUGACGAUGCUGCCAAUGCGAGCUCUUCCGGUGGACAGCUAUCAAACGAUUCUGGUAUAGUGACGGAGGAUUCAUGGAUUUCAGACGGCGGGCGGCUCUUGGCUGAGAAAUCCUUACUAGCUGGCCUAAGUCCUUUUGGUAUUCAUGCUUCUCGAUCAUUUACUGCUCCUUCAACUCCUGCUAGUACUAUAUCUUGGAAAGGUGGUCGAACUCCAUAUUGUCAUUCGGGUAGUGAGUUUAAUCCUGGCGCAGUUUUCGUGCAUCAGCGUUCACCUAGCGGUUCCUCUAGCAAACAACAGCGUGAUUCCUUAUCUCAUAGUUCUGCAGCUACUAACGACUGCUCGAAUGAAGUUACGUCGCAUUGUGGUACGCCACUAAGCGAAAGGCGAAUGAAGGAUCGAGAAUCAUUAGAUGGCAGUGUAAAGAGGCAUUGUGCAACAGACAGCCAGAGUUCCAACAGCAGCUCUGCAGCGUCUUGUACUUCAGUACCAUCUUCUGGUAAUACUCAGACACCUGCGUUUACUUUGGCUAGAGUUGCAUUAGAUGACUCUCUGCAGAAUGAAACAGCCACAACAAAUUACAAAUGCGUUAAGAUUGAAAAUGGUGAUCGUAUGAAUGGCUUAAUCGACAAAGUAUUGGAAAAACAUUUGAUCACAGGAGAUCCCUCUGAGUAUUGUUUGGUGCAGUUACUAAGAGACGGUUGUGAAUUUCAAUUGCCAGACAAGUGUAAUCCAUAUUAUGCUGUAGCGCCUGAUCCAACUUCGCCGAUUUUGAGUUUUGUGCUGCGUCGGAAAUGUGAUUCAGAAAACAGACCAUCAACAACAUCGAUUGCCCCUUCUGCAAAAAAAUUGAAUCGUAUGAAGAGGAGCAACCUGCUUAGAUGGAGUAGUGGUUAUUUGUAA